Molecule: messenger RNA, 893 nt
Organism: Leptinotarsa decemlineata (Colorado potato beetle)
Lineage: Eukaryota; Metazoa; Arthropoda; Insecta; Coleoptera; Chrysomelidae
Gene: eca
Product: transmembrane p24 trafficking protein eclair
Source: RefSeq, a predicted model, not a curated record
CUGCCAGUCUAUAUUGUCAAUGUCAUAUGUCAUGUGUAUAGGUCUGACACGACAACGACAACGAAUGAAUUUAAGAAUACAAUACGUAAAUAUUACUAAAUUAAUGUUAAGAGUCUAAAAUGACUUCUAAGAAUAUUUUAGCACUUUUAUUAUUAGUGUUUCUAGAUAUUUCAUCUGCAUUAUAUUUUCAUAUUGCCGAAACGGAAAGAAAAUGUUUCAUAGAAGAAAUUCCAGAUGAAACCAAUGUUAUAGUGAACUACAAGGUAGAGCUCUAUGAUCCCAGAAGUGGAGGAUUCAUGCCAUCAUCUGCUGGAAUUGGUAUGCAUGUGGAAGUGCGAGAUCCUGAUGACAAAAUUAUUUUAUCUAGAGUAUACAGUGCUGAAGGCAAAAUCUCAUUUACAUCUCAUAUUCCUGGUGAACAUGUUAUCUGCAUGUAUUCCAAUAGUACAGCCUGGUUCAGUGGUUCUCAGUUAAGGGUUCACUUAGACAUACAAGUAGGAGAACAUGCCAUCAACUAUGGGGAGGUUGUCCAAAAAGAGAAGUUGUCUGAACUCCAAUUACGAAUCAGACAGCUUCUGGAUCAAGUUGAGCAAAUCACGAAAGAACAAAAUUAUCAAAGGUAUCGAGAAGAACGGUUCAGACAAACAAGUGAAAGUACAAAUUCAAGAGUGCUCUGGUGGUCAGUGACCCAAACAGCAGUUCUUUUGAUAAUGGGUGCUUGGCAAAUGAAACAUCUGAAAAGUUUCUUUGAGGCAAAAAAAUUAGUUUGAGUGUUGAUAUUUUGAAGUUGUACAAAAGUUUUUUUUCAAUCCAAUCUGGUAAAAUAUAAAUAAUAAAAUGAAAAUUGUUUUUUACACUCUUUCUCUUAAUUGCGUUUUAUAAAAUGUUUAAUA